Messenger RNA from Lampris incognitus (smalleye Pacific opah), 3507 nucleotides. Its product is annotated as AP2-associated protein kinase 1-like. NCBI's taxonomy places the organism in Eukaryota, Metazoa, Chordata, Actinopteri, Lampriformes, Lampridae. Gene Ontology annotation, biological process: protein phosphorylation. Bases 1 to 3507 code for a protein of 1168 amino acids. Gene Ontology annotation, molecular function: ATP binding; protein kinase activity. The record is from RefSeq and is a predicted model, not a curated record. The transcript is spliced from 21 exons.
AUGAGGAAGUUCUUCGAUUCUCGCCGGGAGUUGGUCAGCUCAGGACCAGGUUCCGGAGGCGGUGGUGGGAGCAGUGGGUCCAGCCAUUCAGGUGGCAAUUUCAUUGGACGAGCCUUUAGUAUCGGGCGCCACCAAGUCACUGUCGAAGAGAUUAUUGCCGAAGGAGGUUUUGCUGUAGUGUUCCUUGUACGGACAAAUCAAGGGGUACGUUGUGCACUGAAGAGAAUGUAUGUCAACAAUGAGUAUGACCUGCAGGUGUGCAAGCGAGAGAUUCAGAUAAUGAAAGAUCUAGUUGGUCACAAGAAUAUUGUUGGUUAUCUGGACUCUAGUAUCACAGCUGUGGGAGCAAGGGACGUCUGGGAAGUUCUCAUUCUUAUGGACUACUGCAAGGGAGGCCAGGUGGUGAAUUUGAUGAAUCAAAGGCUGCAGACUGGCUUCACUGAGGCGGAGGUGCUGCAGAUCUUCUGUGACACAUGUGAUGCUGUUUCUCGCUUGCACCAGCGCAAGACACCUAUCAUCCACAGAGAUCUCAAGGUAGAGAACAUCCUUUUACAUGACAAGGGCCAUUAUGUGCUGUGUGACUUUGGCAGUGCCACCGACAAGUUCCAGAGCCCACUGACAGAAGGAGUGACUGCUGUUGAAGAAGAAAUUAAAAAGUACACCACUCUAUCAUAUCGUGCUCCAGAGAUGGUGAACCUCUACAACAAUAAAAUCAUCACUACUAAAGCAGAUGUUUGGGCGCUGGGCUGUUUGCUGUACAAGUUGUGCUUCUUCACUUUGCCCUUCGGCGAGAGCCAGGUGGCCAUCUGUGAUGGCAGUUUCACCAUCCCAGACAACUCGCGCUACUCCUACGAUCUGCACUGCCUCAUUCGGUACAUGCUGGAACCAGACCCAGACAAAAGACCAGACGUCUUCCUGGUGUCCUAUUUUGCUUUUAAACUAGCUCAGCGGACUUGCCCUGUUCAGAAUGUGAAGAAUUCUGCAAUUCCUUCAAAACUUCCUGAGCCAGUCAAAGCUAGCGAGGCUGCAGCAGCAAAGAAGACCCAGACUAAACCCAGAUUGACGGAUCCAAUCCCCACAACUGAGACUUCCAUCACCCCUCGACAAAGGCCGAAAGCAACCCACGCCCAGCCAUCCACAGGCAUUCUGCCCAUCCAGCCUGCUGCACUCACCCCUCGCAAACGGGCUAAUCUCCCCGCAGGAGCAGCUCAGCCAAUCGGAGUCAACCUAGACCUCUCUCAGCCAGCUGCAGCUCUGCAAUCACAGAAGGCACAGACGUCAUUUCUGCCGCAAGCAGCAAUUAGCCAGUUACAGAAUGAUUCCAGUAAGGCUGUGGUUCAGCCCAAGCAGCUGAUGCAGCCAGUAGCAGAAACGGGAACAGAGAUCUCCUCAGCAGCGAUAGGUGUGCUGUCUACGCCCAAGACUGAUGCCCAGCCACAGGCCCAAGUACAGACCACAGCUCAUCAACAGGUCACAUCUCCUUCUUUGGCCAGUCCCAUUCCUGUGCAAGCAGCUCAACCUCCAUCAAGCCCAGCCCCACCUCAACGGCCUGCUCGGCGUAAGCAAGCUAGUCAGGCAAUAGCCCAGCCUUCUCCCACCAAAACAGUCUCUAGCCAGCCUCCUGUAUCUCAGCAGCAACAAGCUUUUCAGCAGCUGGAAGUUCAGACAGCACCUGCAAAGGUUCAGUCCAGCUCCGCUGAGAUCAUCCAAAACACAGCCGAGUUGGAGAAGAUGUUUUUAACCCAUGUUCUACAACUCCGAGUGGGCGUCGUGUUUUUACAGAUUUUGUGCUCUGUUCUUUGUUGCUCCAUGUCCUUUUUUUUUAAUCAGAGUCAGACUCCACCUGCUUCCCCGAAGACCGCCGAAGAGCAGGGCCACAAGCGUAUCCCAAGUGAUGCCACAUACAGCGCUAUGGUUGAUGUUCCAGUGAGUGACCCCUCACAACAACUACCACAAGGAGCUGCAGGAGAUGCCACCAUCAACCAAUCUAUGACUGCACCUCAGUCAGAUGUUACCCCGGCUGCACAGCCUGGCGUGUGCGAUGCAGAACAGGACCAGAACACAGCUGUGGCCACUGUGCCUGGUUCUACUAACAGCACUCCUACACAACCUGCGUGGAACCCAUUUGAUGACGACAACUUCUCCAACUUAACUGCAGAGGAACUGUUUCACAAUGGCAAGGAUAAAAAGCCUAAUGACAUACCUCCAGAAACUAAGAUAAUGCCCUGUGAGGAUUUGAUACCAGGCUUGCAAGCGGCAACUCCUCGAGAAAAUACACUCCAGCCAGCUGUUGAAAGACCGUCAACCACUCUGGAUGUGGAUCCUGGAACCUCGCUGUUGACUGUCUCAGAUCCUUUCCAUGCUCUAGAGCUCUCAGAUACUCCAGAAAAGCUGAUUGAAGGACUUAAGUCUCCAGACACAUCUUCGCUCAUGCUGCCUGACCUUCUUUCAUUGGCUGAUCCCUUUGGUGGUUCUGUGGAAGAGUCUGCAAAAGAUCCGCUCACUGCAGAGGACUCUCUUCUGGGCUGCUCACUAAUAUCUGGUCCAUGUGCCACUCCAGCAGGGAACAGUGCCACCUCCUCUCUCUCUUCUGCUCCCACCUCUGCUACUUCUGCUCUGGAUGACUUAAGUCUGUUAUCUGGAGACUCCACGCAACAUAAAGCAGUUUCUUCUCUCCUGGUCUCAGACUUGGAGCCCCAGCAGUCCAGUGCAGAGGCAGGUGCAGAAGAUGAGUUUGAUCCUAUUCCUGUGACAGGACGAAAAAACUCUUCUUCCCAAGACCUGCGGAGGGAGCCCAAAAGCCACGGUGUACCUCUAGCCACUGGAAUUACUGCCUCGGUUCAGGCUGCUGAGAAAGAACAGCAGACAAAGAUUCAACAUGGAACCAAGGCUCUGUGUGUUCACAACAAUGCUAAGCACUGCAUACCAUUAAAUGAAAGCAGCUCCUAUACAGUACCAGUUAAUUGUACUGACCUGCCUUUCAAACCUGUCAACCAACUAUCCCCUUGUCAAUCCAUUAACAACCCAGCAACCUCUGAUGUCUUCCAGCUGGCCCCUUUUAAGGUAGCUGGAAAUGAAAGCAUGGAUAAGAUGUUCACCAGCCCUCCCCUCUCAGUAUCCACUAAACCCAACGAGCAGUCUGAUGUCUUUCUUCAAGCACCCUUUUGGAGGAGACAGGAAUCUGCCAAGGGUGACACUCACCUAUCUGUAUCUAGUCUACAACCUCCUCACCAGAUCCAACCCAAGCCCCACUGGGUGCCCCCAUCACCCCUAGCCUCUUCUCAGUCACUUACUAAUGAGGUCCCUCCCAGUUAUUUCCAGUACUCCGAAACUAUUCUCCAGCAGCCGGUGGCAGCGCACCGUGUGGUGUCCAGUGUUGGCCAGCAAGCUGCCAUUGGCUCAGUAGCAGUAGGGCCAUUACACUCAUGGACUAUAGGGGGAAAAGCUCUUGAGGACCCAUUUACAAGGGCACCCUUUCAACCAAGAUCCUCCCAGUGGAAACCUUAA